Molecule: messenger RNA, 462 nt
Organism: Balaenoptera musculus (blue whale)
Lineage: Eukaryota; Metazoa; Chordata; Mammalia; Artiodactyla; Balaenopteridae
Product: 60S ribosomal protein L17-like
Exons: 1
Coding region: 1-462 (153 amino acids)
Biological process (GO): cytoplasmic translation
Cellular component (GO): cytosolic large ribosomal subunit; ribosome
Molecular function (GO): structural constituent of ribosome
Source: RefSeq, a predicted model, not a curated record
AUGGUUCGCUAUUCACCUGACCCAGAAAACCCCACAAAACCAUGCAAGUCAAGAUGUUCAAAUCUUCAUGUUCACUUUAAGAACACUCGUGAAACUGCCCAGGCCAUUAAGGGUAUGCAUAUCCGAAAAGCCACCAAGUAUGUGAAGGAUGUCACUUCAAAGAAGCAAUGUGUGCCAUUCCGUCGUUACAAUGGUGGAGUUGGUAGGUGUGCCCAGGCCAAACAGUGGGGCUGGACGCAGGGUCGGUGGCCCAAAAAGAGUGCUGUAUUUUUACUGCACAUGCUCAAAAAUGCAGAGAGUAAUGCUGAACUUAAGGGCUUAGAUGUAGAUUCUCUGGUCAUUGAGCACAUCCAGGUGAACAAAGCCCCCAAGAUGCAGCACAGGACUUACAGAGAUCAUGGUUGGAUCAACCCAUACAUGAACUCUCUCUGCCACAUGGAGAUGAUCCUUACUGAAAAAUAA